Molecule: messenger RNA, 1928 nt
Organism: Piliocolobus tephrosceles (Ugandan red Colobus)
Lineage: Eukaryota; Metazoa; Chordata; Mammalia; Primates; Cercopithecidae
Gene: UBXN6
Product: UBX domain protein 6
Exons: 11
Coding region: 119-1444 (441 amino acids)
Cellular component (GO): cytoplasm
Molecular function (GO): protein binding
Source: RefSeq, a predicted model, not a curated record
GCGGGACUUCCGGCGGCGCGGUAUUUUUUUUCCGGUGGCUGGUCCCCGGUGGCCCCUCCCCGACUGGGCCCUGUGCCCCCCGCCCCCGCGGCCCCUCGCCGCCGGGCCAGCCGCCACCAUGAAGAAAUUCUUUCAGGAGUUCAAGGCUGACAUCAAAUUCAAGAGCGCGGGACCCGGUCAGAAGCUCACAGAGUCCGUGGGGGAAAAGGCCCCCAAACAGAAGUCCAGCCAGCCGGCCCCGAGGCCGCCCCGCCAGAGACCCACCAAUGAGGCACAGAUGGCGGCCGCUGCCGCCCUGGCCCGGCUGGAGCAGAAGCAGUCCCGAGCCUGGGGCCCCACGUCGCAGGACAGCAUCCGAAACCAGGUGAGAAAGGAACUUCAAGCCGAAGCCACCAUCAGCGGGAGCCCCGAGGCCCCAGGGACCAACGUGGUAUCUGAGGCCAGAAAGGAAGGCUCUGCCCACCUGGCCGUGCCUGGUGUGUACUUCACCUGUCCGCUCACUGGGGCCACCCUGAGGAAGGACCAGCGGGACGCCCACAUCAAGGAAGCCAUUCUUUCGCACUUCUCCACCGACCCAGUGGCUGCCUCCAUCAUGAAGAUCCACACGUUCAACAAAGACCGGGACCGGGUGAAGCUGGGCGUGGACACCAUUGCCAAGUACCUGGACAACAUCCACCUGCACCCCGAGGAGGAGAAGUACCGGAAGAUCAAGCUGCAGAACAAGGUGUUCCAGGAGCGCAUUAACUGCCUGGAAGGGACCCACGAGUUUUUUGAGGCCAUUGGGUUCCAGAAGGUGCUGCUUCCCAUCCAGGAUCAAGAGGACCCCGAGGAGUUCUACGUGCUGAGCGAGACCACCUUGGCCCAGCCCCAGAGUCUGGAGAGGCACAAGGAACAGCUGCUGGCUGCGGAGCCCGUGCGCGCCAAGCUGGACCGGCAGCGCCGCGUCUUCCAGCCCUCGCCCCUGGCCUCGCAGUUCGAACUGCCCGGGGACUUCUUCAACCUCACGGCAGAGGAGAUCAAGCGGGAGCAGAGGCUCAGGUCCGACGCAGUGGAGCGGCUGAGCGUGCUGCGGACCAAGGCCAUGCGGGAGAAGGAGGAGCAGCGGGGGCUGCGCAAGUACACCUACACACUGCUGCGCGUGCGCCUCCCCGACGGCUGCCUCCUGCAGGGGACCUUCUACGCCCGGGAACGGCUGGGGGCAGUGUACGGGUUCGUUCGGGAGGCCCUGCAGAGCGACUGGCUGCCUUUUGAGCUGCUGGCCUCGGGAGGGCAGAAGCUGUCGGAGGACGAGAACCUGGCCUUGAAUGAGUGCGGGCUGGUGCCCUCUGCCCUCCUGACCUUCUCGUGGGACAUGGCUGUGCUGGAGGACAUCAAGGCCGCGGGGGUCGAGCCGGACGCCAUCCUGAAACCCGAGCUCCUGUCAGCCAUCGAGAAGCUCUCUUGAAAUAAAAGCAGGGUUGGCCUCAGCCCUGUGGGUCUGUCUCAUGCUCUCCCUGAUCCUCUCCCCGCCACCCCAGGGCCUCCAAGCCACCUCUGGAAAUACUUGGCUCUGCCCCAUGGGCAUGGGAGGGGCGCCAGCUAGCUGUGGAGCUGUGGAACUGGGCCCCGUGGCAGAGCCCCCAACUCCUGGGGGCUGUGGAGAUGCACCCAAGCCCCCGAAGGAGAGGCCUGGGGAUGCCACCAAACCUAAGCCCUCCCUAGCUGCUGGUAACUGUGUCAUGAAGCUGCCAGGCAGACACAUGUGGCAUCUCCCUGGGCAGGAGAGCACGGGUCCCGUUCCCGUGUGCUGUGGGUGGCAGCAGCUGCACCUGGCGCUAGGGCUGCUCUGUGGAUGUGGGUGACAACGGCAGGGGGGGACGCUGGCCUUCCCGCACACAGACCUGCAGUUAGUAAAUCAUAAGCCCAAAUAAACAGGGUGUUUGAAUAUA